GAGUAACUAAUGCGGUGUCUGAUGAAUGGACGUCUAUUUAACUCGUUAACUAGUAAAAAUUGCCGUGCUUCUUAUUGCUUUGUGAUCUGGGUUCAGAUCGAGGGCAGUUGAUUCGCGGGGAUUUCUUCUUUUCUUCUUCUUUUCCUUUUUCCUUUUUAACCGGCAGCGAUUCGAUCAUGUCCACUCCGUCAAGACGAAGAUCAUCUCUUGUCACAACAGCCUGCGACCAAUGCUACCGUCUCAAAAUCCGUUGCGACACAGCUUCUCCACGGUGUGCCAGCUGUGAGAAACUACAGCAACAGUGUACAUAUUUACGCCCAGAUAAGCGGAAGGUGUCAAGAGUCGACGUGAGCGAGCUCCUCGAAAGGAUCCAAUUCCUCGAGAGAUUAUUGAGAGAGAACAACAUCCCAUUCCCGCCAGCUACAGCUUUCCAUUCGAGAUCUGGUCAGCAGGAUUUAACGACUGACAAGUUUGUGCCAUCGAGUUUCUCUUCUCCAGCUGCUCUCUCUUAUUCCACCUCGACGUCUCCAGCGGCUUUGGCAGUCGGUCCGAUCGAGGAAAGUGGAGACCGAGAGCGAGCUCUUAUCCAAGGGAUCGACCGAGGAAACAGCAAGGUCUCCGGUCUGGACACGGAGAUAGAGAUACUGGCAAAGCGAACAGGAUCCCUUCAGUUCACAGAGGAUGGCCAGUUGAAAUUCUUUGGCGCUACAUCGAAUGUACAUUUUUUGCGAACUGCCACCCCAUUCCAGCCCGAUAUUCAUCGAUGGUCCGACGCGGAUGACGUACCAGAGACUUGGCUCCAACGUGCGGGAGUUGGGGGCAUAGUCCCACGAGAGGUGGAAGACCACCUUAUCAAGCUCUAUUUUACCUGGGAGAAUCCAUACUCGAACGUCGUCCAUCAAGAUGCUUUCCUAGAUGCCCGCAAACAAGCGCUCUCAGGCUUUCCAGUUAAGAAUACCGUAAUUGCAUCCUACUAUUCAGAGCUAUUGGUGAAUGCCAUGUGUUCCUGGGGCGCUAUCUUCACGGAUCGGAAAUUCCCAGAACUUCCAGAGAGACUUCAUGACUUUUUUGUUGCUCGAGCAAGAGCACUCCUUGAACGUGAUAUUGACGACCCGACUAUCGCGACGGUCCAGGCUCUGACCAUCAUGAGUGGCAGCGAAGCGAGUCGAAGCAGAGAUUCCCGCGGUUGGCUAUACGAUGGUAUGGCCUCACGACUAGCGGUUCAUUUAGGGCUCCAUCUGGACGUGGAACCUUACGUGUUGUCAGGGGAAAUGACCCGCCAGGAAGCAAACGUCCGAAGCACUGCUUUUUGGGGAUCCUUCGUCAUCGACCUUGCGUGGAGUUAUUACCUCGGCCGACGCGUUAUGCCAGUCGCCCAUGUAAAUAGGAUCCCAGCGCGGACGCCGUCCCAAGAUAGAAAUGGCCCACCUCAUUACUGGGAGAAUUACACCGGAGAUUUGACAGAUACAGGGACAACCGUCCGAAGAUAUGUGAGCCCAUUGGCGUCUAUGUGGGACUACCAAUUGAAACUCUGCAAUAUCUUGGAAAGACUCCAGAAUACAUUCUAUGAUAAAAAGACCGGAUCAAUAUCUCAGCUUCGAAUGCACACCACUGCGAUCACGUGGUCUUUAGAGAAAUGGAUGGAAGAACUGCCGCAUGAGUUAAUGAUUGAUAUCGACAAUGAAUGCGCGGUCUAUCUUCCCCAUAUCCUCCUGCUGCAUGCCCAGUAUCAUGAGGCUAUGAUAUUUGCGAACCAUCCGUUCAUCACACUACCAGGUGCAGGUGCUGGUCAGUCACCAGAUUCUCGACGAAAGUAUGUCGAUGCGGCGCAGGCUAUUACUCGCAUAAUAGGCAUCUAUAAACGGCUAUGGUCGCUGCGUCGAAUUAACAUCCAGGGCAUACAUCACAUGUUCACUGCUGCUAUGGUACAUUUGUACCUUUCUUGCACAUCCGAGAGCUCCGAGGUACAUGCCCGUGCAGUUUCCGACCUCCAAACGUGCUGCGAUGCGCUGCAAGAGGCAUCCAAGUCACAUGAACUCGCUGCAUGGCAACUACGAUCCCUCGACCGUGUGUGCCAAGUGUGGUACGAUUGGCUGGAGAAGGAUGCACAGGCUACAGAGAAACAACCCGAGAAUGCGACUAACAGUCACGUCUCUUCGCCGGAGGGACCGGAACGCUGGGCCGUCAUAGAGUUAGUGAUACAGAAAGCGCUAGGCAAUAGAGACUUUAGCCCAGUCGAGGAAGACAAGAUGCCGUGGAUGGAUACAUGGAUGCAGAUGCAAGCUAUUUCGGGCGUAGAUCCGUUUUCCAUGGGAUAUGCAUGACUGAUGCUUCACUAAUGGCGUGUUUUCUUUUUUGAGUUGAUAGCGUUGAUUAUUGUUAUCAAGGAUUGGAGUUGGUAUAAAUAGGAGGUUGCUCUCAGAUUUACGAGCUUCAGUUAUGUUUAAACGCGACUUUUCUGACAGCGCUAGAGACUCUGUGCUAUCUUGGUUCCGAACC
Messenger RNA from Paecilomyces variotii, 2499 nucleotides. RefSeq names its product fungal-specific transcription factor domain-containing protein. Gene Ontology annotation, molecular function: DNA binding; zinc ion binding; DNA-binding transcription factor activity, RNA polymerase II-specific. Gene Ontology annotation, biological process: DNA-templated transcription; regulation of DNA-templated transcription. Bases 177 to 2324 code for a protein of 715 amino acids. Lineage: Eukaryota; Fungi; Ascomycota; Eurotiomycetes; Eurotiales; Thermoascaceae. The transcript has 4 exons. The record is from RefSeq and is a predicted model, not a curated record.